Molecule: messenger RNA, 1355 nt
Organism: Drosophila innubila
Lineage: Eukaryota; Metazoa; Arthropoda; Insecta; Diptera; Drosophilidae
Exons: 2
Coding region: 204-1055 (283 amino acids)
Source: RefSeq, a predicted model, not a curated record
CGAGCAAAAUGUUUCAAAAGGUUUGUAAAACAUUCAAUCAGAUGAAAGUGAUAAAAUUCUGUAUGUCACGCUAAAAGCAGAAAAUAAAUUCAAAAAUAAAAAUUCUAAAUUUUUUUCUGGUAUUUUAUUUCGUAAAUUUUCGGCUUAAAUAGUUUCUUGAAAUCAAAAUUCAUUUGUUGUUAUAACCAGAGGAAUAAUACAAGAUGACAAUGCGACUAAACUUGGACAGCAUACUGCAGAGUCAGAUGAGGGAAAUUAGCGAAUCUGAUACUAAUCAUCAUAAUCUGGCAGCGCCAACCGAAAAGGAAAAGGCAACUCUACGUCUUGGUGCGGGAAAGUCCCCCGCCGAUUGUUAUUUUUACGGGAAACCCAAUGUUAGUUCCAGAGUGCACUCCAUGAUGGCAAACAUACACCAGCAUAUGAAGACGACGGCUCCACCGCGGAAGGCCGUACCUUCGGUACCAGCUGCCAUAGCAGAGAUUCCUGUUGUGCCAUCCAUAAGUAAAACAGGAUCCUUCCGAAAAUCGCGUCGUGUUAAGGGUGGAGCGGCUACUGUCGCGGCGACUAAGUCAAUGACGAUGCCAAUAUCACGGAUGAAGGCCCGAAUAAACCAACAGUCGCAGCAGAUGAUGAGGCGCGGUUACAGCGAUUUGAAUCCAAAAACCUAUUCGAAUCAACGGCGCAUUCGUGAGGUGUUGUUGCAAAAAACUGUGCUAGAGAAUAUGUUGUUACAGCACAAGAGAUUGCAGCGCGAUAGGCAAACAAUUGCCUUGGACAUACAGCGGAUGCGUCAGGACCUCGAUAAAAUCAAAAAUAAGCUGGACACAUCUCUCGAGGCUUUGAAAUCCACUCGCACCCUGUACAGUGGCUUCAACAAGGGUAAAAAGGGACUUUUGCCUCUGUCACUGCCUGCAAAUGCCACAGCCGUUACAUUAUCGAGCAUUGCUCGGCCAAUGGCGAAGCCGGCAACGAAGAUAGCUGCCGUCAAAACGAGUAAAGUACUUGCGAAGCGACAGCACUCGUCGACACCAAAGAAGCGUCGCAGUCGUCAUUAAAUUUGAAUUUGAAUUUAAAAAUAUGCCAAAAACAAAUAGUGUGGCAACCUUGCAAUACAUAGACAAUCGACUAUCGAUAUGUCGUGACACAUAUCGAUUACUAAGUUAUGACUUCCGUUUUUCCGCUCGUACAAGUUUGAAAAUUUUAUAUUUCAUUUAUUUUCGUACGCCUUCAACAAAAAAGUGUCUCAGUCGGCAUUAAUUGCAGCCAAAAACUGUGUUGCCAAAAAUACCAAAACAGUAUAUAGUAUGGCAGCUCUGCAAUAGAUAGUGUAUCGAUUACUCCAGCCAAUCAAUACC